AUGCUGUCUCACGCCGACCUCCUGGACGCCCGUCUCGGGAUGAAAGACGCGGCCGAGCUGCUGGGACACCGGGAGGCGGUCAAGUGCCGGCUGGGCGUCGGGGGCUCGGAUCCGGGGGGACACCCGGGAGACAUGGCUCCCAACUCGGACACGGUAGAAGGGACCACCCUGCUGCCGGGAGAGGACAUCACCACGGUGGGAUCCAACCCCAGCUCCUUAGCCGUCAGCGCCAAAGACCCUGACAAGCAGCAAGGCCAGCAGGGCGGCCAGAACUCCAGCCAGGCCGGGCAGCAGCAGGGUCAGCAGAAGCAGAAGCGGCACCGCACUCGCUUCACGCCAGCACAGCUCAACGAGCUGGAGAGGAGCUUCGCCAAGACUCACUACCCGGACAUCUUCAUGCGGGAGGAGCUGGCCCUGCGCAUCGGUCUCACCGAGUCCCGGGUGCAGGUCUGGUUCCAGAACCGCCGCGCCAAGUGGAAGAAGCGCAAGAAGACCACGAACGUGUUCCGCGCCCCGGGCACGCUGCUGCCGACGCCGGGGCUGCCGCAGUUCCCCUCGGCCGCCGCCGCCGCCGCCGCCGCCAUGGGGGACAGCCUGUGCUCCUUCCACGCCAACGACACGCGCUGGGCCGCCGCCGCCAUGCCCGGCGUGUCGCAGCUGCCGCUGCCGCCGGCGCUGGGACGGCAGCAAGCCAUGGCGCAGUCCCUGUCCCAGUGCAGCCUGGCGGCCGGCCCGCCGCCCAACUCCAUGGGCCUCUCCAAUAGCCUGGCGGGCUCCAACGGCGCCGGGCUGCAGUCCCACCUCUACCAGCCCGCCUUCCCCGGCAUGGUGCCCGCCUCCCUGCCCGGCCCCAGCAACGUGACGGGCUCGCCCCAGCUCUGCAGCUCCCCGGACAGCAGCGACGUGUGGCGGGGAACCAGCAUCGCCUCCCUCCGCCGCAAAGCACUAGAGCACACAGUCUCCAUGAGUUUCACCUAA
This is a messenger RNA of Passer montanus (Eurasian tree sparrow), 978 nucleotides long. It is a transcript of the gene OTP, whose product is annotated as orthopedia homeobox. The transcript has 3 exons. Lineage: Eukaryota; Metazoa; Chordata; Aves; Passeriformes; Passeridae. Gene Ontology annotation, molecular function: DNA-binding transcription factor activity, RNA polymerase II-specific; DNA binding. Gene Ontology annotation, biological process: neuron differentiation; regulation of DNA-templated transcription. The record is from RefSeq and is a predicted model, not a curated record. Bases 1 to 978 code for a protein of 325 amino acids.